Lactuca saligna is the source of this 1399-nucleotide messenger RNA. Lineage: Eukaryota; Viridiplantae; Streptophyta; Magnoliopsida; Asterales; Asteraceae. The record is from the annotation of a GenBank genome assembly.
UAUUUACAUUAAAAAAAAAAAAAAAAAAUCAUCCCUGCAAAAACCAUCAUACCAAGUUAUCGAACAUAGUUUCUUAUCCAUAGAUAUCCUCAAACCACUAGUAGUUCCAGGGAAUUUCAACGAAAACCGAAAAUGUUACUAUUCAACAGUUUAUCAGUUUCAGUCCCAACAAUUUCAACGAUUCCCUCGAUUCCUAGUCAUUUGAGUAGAUUUGGCCGGCAUUACCAUCACCUCCUACGCGUUCCCCGGCCAUUUUCUUCGAAUCCGCUACCCAUUGUUACAAAAAACCAAAACCCCUUCCUCUCUUCGGCCUUGGUAUCAACCGAAGAAGGCAAUACAGAAGUUGAAUUUCAAGUGUUAACUGCCAUCAACAGUAUAUACAACGACAUCGUCAUCGUAGAUACAGCUGAAUCACGAAUGCUCCUCCUUGACUCUACUCAUAAUGUUCACAGCAUCUUUAUGAAAGGACAGACAUGGACUGGUUCAUAUUGGGAUGAAUUUGCUACCUUACCAGCUAUUAUUCCAGAAGGUCCAAUUGCAAUUUUUGGAUUGGGUGGUGGAACAGCUGCACAUUUGAUGCUUACUUUAUGGCCUUCACUGCAGCUUCAUGGAUGGGAGAUUGAUGAAAUUUUGAUUGAUAAAGCAAGAGAACAUCUUGGAUUAUCUGAUCUUGAAAAGCAUACGGAAGAUGGUGGCGUUCUUCAUGUCCAUAUUGGUGAUGCACUUUCUACAUCAAGUAACAUUCCCGGGGGGUAUUCUGGUAUUGUUAUUGACUUGUUUUCUGGUGGAGAGGUUUUGGCUCAGUUACAAGAGGUGGAAACCUGGUUGGAAAUUAAUAAAAAAUUGAUGCCAAAUGGUCGGCUCAUGGUGAAUUGUGGUGGCAGUAGUGAUGCUAUAUGGGAGAAAAAUUCCACCAUUAAUGCCAUGUGCAAAGCAUUUCCUGGACAAGUAAAUUGGAAAAAGAUGCCAAAAAGUGAUGGUGAGAAUUACCUUGCAUUUACGGGUCCUUUACCGGAUUUGAGCAUGUGGAGUGUUGGUCUUCCUGAUAGAUUGAGUUCAAGCAUUAAGCAAUGGACCUCAUGUUUUCCUUCAUAAUUAGGUCAGUUCCCAUGUUAGAUUUUGUAAAUUUAUUGUGGUUUUGAUUUGCUAUUAAAUUGAACCAAUUUGUAGUUUAGGUUGUGUAGUAAAGAAGCAAGAUUUUUAAGUGUAUUGUUUAUAAAAUUAAUGGUGGAUAUCAAAUUAUCAAGUUUAACAACAGAAGACAUGAGUAAACCUAGAUUCUUUUAACUCUCCCUCAAACUUUCAGAGUUUGAACUUAUUCUACAGUUGUAUUCUUCUUCUUCUUCUUCAAUUUCUGUUAAGAUGUUCUUUUAGAUUAAAAUAGUAACAUACUUUUAAC